Messenger RNA from Helianthus annuus (common sunflower), 900 nucleotides. Its product is annotated as ethylene-responsive transcription factor 5. The transcript has a single exon. NCBI's taxonomy places the organism in Eukaryota, Viridiplantae, Streptophyta, Magnoliopsida, Asterales, Asteraceae. Bases 1 to 900 code for a protein of 299 amino acids. The record is from RefSeq and is a predicted model, not a curated record. Gene Ontology annotation, molecular function: DNA binding; DNA-binding transcription factor activity. Gene Ontology annotation, biological process: regulation of DNA-templated transcription; ethylene-activated signaling pathway.
AUGCUUACACAAGCGAGUGUCACCCUUUCCCCCCUUGAAUCCAUUCAAAACCAUCUUCUUGAUGAUAAUUUAGAGGUUUUUGCUAAUAAUUACCAAAACCAUGAUAGCUUUUCAUUUUCAAUCUUUGAUAUCAAUGAUUGGAGUUUUCUCCAGGCCUCUUACGAAGCAUCCCUAAACAUCGAAAAUAACUCCAACUUUUCUAUGGAAUUCAGUUCAUCAAAUUCAACCGACUUUUUUAGCUCUAGCCUCAUGUCUCCAAAUACAGUAGAUGAUCCACCUGAACAUUUACCAAAUCUAGAUGAUUUCGACGCAUAUGAUUUUUUAGUUGAUAUGGGAAACCAUGAAUGUGGAAAUUCAUCUCAUACUCAAAAUAACACUCAGCAAAUGUUUCAAAACACCAAUUUAGAUGAAUUCAUAGACAUUCCAGCAAUUUGCACAGAACCACAACCUCAGUUAUCUCCUGCCACCUUGUCUAAUCUCACAGCCAUCGACAAAAGAACCGAGAAAACUGCAAACAAACCUCUAAAACUGGAUUUCUCGAGCGGGCAAGUCAUUCCAAUUGGCGAUGAAGCUCCGCUUACAGUGAAGGAUAGCCUUCCUAGUAAUGGGGAUGGGAUUCAAGCUAAAAAAGUAUCCUUAUUGCCUAACAGAAGUUACAGAGGUGUAAGAUGGCGACGAUGGGGGAAGUUCACUGCAGAGAUGAGGAACCCAGAGAAGAAAGGUAAAAGAUUGUGGCUAGGGACCUAUGACACACCCGAAGAAGCCGCCUUGGCGUAUGAUCGAGCAGCUUUUAAGCAUCGUGGUUCUCAUGCUUUGCUUAAUUUUCCACAUAUGAUUGGGUUGCACAAAGAAAAUCCCAAAAGUCCUAAAGGAAAAAAGCGACAUAUAGGGAAAUCUUAG